AUGAGGUUCCUGUACCUGAUCUUUGCUGUUGUCCUGCUGGUCUCCCUGACUGUCCCAGGCUACGGGCAGAUAAUGAAGCACUGCCCUGACGUGGGGUACUGCGCCAGCAAGUGUACCAAGGUGGACGUGUGGGCCCACUCCUACAACUGCAAGAAGUUCUGCUGCAUCCCACCCAUCUGGAAGGGGAAAUAG
This is a messenger RNA of Colius striatus (speckled mousebird), 192 nucleotides long. Its product is annotated as cygnin-like. The record is from RefSeq and is a predicted model, not a curated record. The transcript has 2 exons. Bases 1 to 192 code for a protein of 63 amino acids. NCBI's taxonomy places the organism in Eukaryota, Metazoa, Chordata, Aves, Coliiformes, Coliidae.